Porites lobata is the source of this 24073-nucleotide messenger RNA. The record is from the annotation of a GenBank genome assembly. Lineage: Eukaryota; Metazoa; Cnidaria; Anthozoa; Scleractinia; Poritidae.
AAUCCAUCAACAUGUAACUGGUGCCUGGGUUCGGGAAAUGUUCAGGAAUGUGAAGUCUUAAAUUUGCAGACUCAGAAGCCCUGUUCCUUGGACCAAUUCCCCAACAUUGGCACAACCCACUGUUACACUGCAGCAGGAACAUUUACGUCUUCCAACGCGCCUGAGAUUAUUUUCACAGGCUUUGCUCGAGGAUGCAUCAACUGCACAGGUUUCAAUUCCUCCCUCCUACCCUUCCUCAUUUUUAUUAACAGUUGGUUCGUGCAGAGUCUUGAAUUCGUGAAAAAGGCUUGAAAUUUGCCCAGCAACUUUCCAAACCUGGAAAAAGUCUGCAAUAUAGAUAUAAGUUCUGGAAAAAUUGUUUUUGUUUGCUUUUUUUUUUUUUUUUUUCACAGCUACAGGAAGUGCCUUACAAUUGAAUGUUUUUCGUUGGUCAAAUCUUUUUCAGUGUCGCUCGUAUGUUUGCAGCGCACUAUGAAAGCUUUGUUCCUGCGUUUUUUAAGGUCUCUAUUGAUCACCUAUUUGAUAACCUUGAUUCUGGGAAAAAAUCGUUGUUUUGGAAAAAACGUCUGGGAAAAGUCGAAUUUUGGAUCCAAAAACCUGUACUAACCCUGUUAACAGAACAAAGAGUUAGCGUGAUCUCUAUUCAAAGACCUCUCUCAACUUACACCAAAUGAGGCAGGCUUUUUUCUUAAAGUUCGAGGCCGACCUAAGUAGUAUAGAAUGCACCAUUUAGAGUCCUGUUUUGGUUAGGGAUCUCAUUAAGGAGGAAAGGAAUAUAUUAACUGCGAUGAUGUCAUAACCUUAUUUAUCUCAUGAAUGAAGUGCGGGGGAAUCUCAUUAAGUUAAGGUCAUGUGCUAUGUCUUAACCCCGUUGGAAAGGAUAUAUUUCUAGUUAUUUCCAGGUCUAUACAUAUCUCGAUCUUUAUUGGUUAACUAAAAACUAAGAAACGUAUUCGUUGUAUGAUUCAUGUUGUCAAAGGAAUAAGCGCUGACUCACGCGUGACUUAAAAACACUGAGUCGUAACGUAAUUAUGCAAAUUUUAUUUCGCGCCACGUUGAUUGCCCCAUAAAUUGUUCCAGCUUGAUAUUUUGGCCUGACUUGAGCAUUUUUCUACUGGUUUUGGCCUGUCUGCCCUUCAAUACAACCUAUACAUUCGGUGAUGGUGAGGUAACAAUAGAAACGUUGGGGUGGUGGCGGAAAGAAUGAAUGGAAAUGGUGUAGCUGGGUUGGUGUGGUGACGGUGGAGAGAAAACAACAGAAAUGUAAUGGUGGUGAUGAUUAUGAAGAGAAAACAAUAGAGAUGUGGUGGUGGAGGUGGAGGGAAAACAAUAGACAUCUGGUGCUGGUUGAGUAAAAACAACAGAAAUGUAGUUGUGGUGUAGUUGGAGAAAAAAAUAGAAAUGUGGUGGUGGUGGAGUUGGAAGGAAAGCAAUAGAAAUGUGGUAGUGUUGGUGGUGGUGCGGUGGUGCAGAGAAAACAGUUAAAAUGUGGUGGUGGUGGUGAAUGGGAAAACAUUAGAAAUGCGGUGGUGGUGGUGAUGGUUGUGGACGGAAAAACCAUAGAAAUGUGGUGGUGGUGUUGUUGAGAAAACUGUUGAAUUGUGGUAGUGAAGGGAAAACAUUAAAAAUAUGGUGGUGGUUCAGGGAAAGCAAUAGAAACGUGGUGGUGAUAGUGGAGAAAAACAGUUGAAAUGCGGUGGUGGCGGUAGAGGGGAAACCUUGGAAAUGUGGUGGUGUCGUGGUGGUGGAGGAAAAAUUAUAGAAAUGUGGUGGUGGUGGUGGUGGCAGGGGACAUACUUAUUGUCAGGAUAUAGCUCAAAGCUGGUAUAAUCCUCUCAAGUAUAUAGGACAAGAUUAGCAGUAGCCGUUGGCUAGGAAGUGCGGGCGAAACCGCUUUCAUAUGUAGGUGAAUUCCUUUUAUUGCGGAUCAUGAAAACUAAAUUGAACGACACAGUAAAGAAGACUCAUAUAAUUAUUUAAUUCAUCAACUUUACUUGCAGUUGCUUAGAUACAAUUAGCCUGCAAUAUUUCUGGAGCGAUCAGCGAGGAAAGAAGUUUUUAUUUUAUUCGCCGGCAAAGAUAUGCAGUCAUACGAAGUCUUGUUAUUCAAUCGAAUAUUCAAUCCGUGUUCAAUGACCAAAGGCCGUUGAUAUAUAUGCGAUACAAAAUAAUGAGACAGUGGAGUUCAAAGCUUAUUUAAGCUUUCGGAUAACAGGCGACCUAGCGUGCUUGAAAACUUAUGAAAAUAUAAAACCCUGAAAAACCAUGCACUUUAGUGAAACCUGAAUAAACUUUAUAAUUUAUAUCGAUUUCUAGACUUUGCUAGCACUCUUAUCUUGCCGAAAACUUGUCCCGCACUAAGCUGAGAUCAGGCUCUACUUUUAUCGUCCUGGGUAAAUAGAUUGUAGUCCGGCAAGGCGAAUCGAAAAGUCGACCAUUUAGUGAAGUACUUGUGUACCUGAAUUACGUGUGCUUCCGAAUCGAAUGUGUAAUAACGAUUAUUGCAUCAAUUCCAUGUGCAUUUACGUGAUUACUGUGACAUCAGACGAACCUUGAACUCAACACCAGGGCCUUCGAGGCAACAUUCCAUUCAUACCAAUGCAUAAUAGUCGGUACAACACUAGCCUGCGUGCAGACGAUAACUAAACUCUGAUUAGUACCGUCUGCGAAGCAGCGCAGAGAUCCUUGUUCUGGACCCCCAACGGACUCAACGAAUUACCGGAAGUGCGUUUCGAAUUCCCCUUCAACCUGAUUGGCGAUCACGACAAACAAAACAAAGGCCUUUUUUAACUGGCCAAUCGUGGCGCGUACUCAAAUCUGGGUACACAGCUGGAAGUCCAGAACAAGGAUUUCGGCGCUGUUUCGCAGACGGAAUUAACCAGAGUUUAAUUUCGUCUGCGCGCAGGCUAGUACAACAAAGGAAUGUCAACAGAUCGAGAAGAAUCUCGCUAUACAGUUAAAAAAGUGCCGCUGACCAAGAAUAGGUGGCGGGCUCCUUCGUCGCCCGCAAUUAGGUUCAACAUAUUCGAUGCUAAUAUUUUGUUUUGUUUUGCUUUUAUUAAUAGACAAAGCAGCAGCUUGCGCAGCAUUUGUAGAAGGUUUUAUUGCUCAACCUCAAAACUGGACGUCGCUGAAUUGUACUAUUGAGUGUUGUACUGCUGACAACUGCAACAACCAAUUUGUCACCGCAGUUCCUCCAAAUCCUGUUACUCCUACUUCCGAGUCACAUGGUAGGUAACACGCGACAAAGAAGGAACACGAACGUGGGGAUAUGUUCGGUUAUCCUUUUAUAACAUUAAUUUAUUUAUCCUCUCGAAUUCAAAGCAAAGAAAGUAUACUUCAAAAACUUCUAUUCCCUGUCCAAGGUUUGCGCAGUUGCGAGAGUCCACUCUCUACGAUAAGUUUUUUUCGCGGGUGCUCUCCUUAAAGGAGCUAUGUAACACUAUUUUAGUAUUACUUAAAGCCCCAAAACCACAUUGGAAUCAAAAGAAAACCCAGGAAUAAUGGUUUAGCUUUUCAACAACAAGCAACAGGCUCAAUAUAAGGACCCCUUUCUUAAUACUAGUCAUAACUAUCACAAAAUUAUCUAAUCUGGUUGGAUAUCAGUUGUCCUGAUUUCAGCAUUAAUAGGACAGUGUAAUGAGACCCGUGUACGUCAUCCUUAAAUAAUUGGACAGUACGCGCUAUCGCAAACGCGUUCCCGCGCUACUUUUAUAGCCCCUCCAAGACGUGACUGAGCGGCCAAUCCAAUACCUGAUUACUAUAUACUAUUAUACGGUUCUGCUCGCAGAUUAAGAUCCUAAACUACGGACUGGCGUUAUUAUUUUCUUGUUUUUGUUUAGGAGCUGUCAACGAAACAGCAUGUAUCGAGUGCUUCGAAGUUGAGGCCUUGAACAUAUCCUGCAAAAAUUCCAUUCGACUCAUACCUUGUUCUUAUCAGUGCUACACAGCUAAGGGAAACAUAAAGUAUUUCAGCUACAGUCCUGAUGAAGUGAUUACUACAGUCCUAGAGGGAAGAGGAUGUGUCAACUGCACGGGUAAGAAAAUGGUUUAGUCUAAACAGCACUCAGUAAAAGCAGAAGCUAAAUUAUUUAAACUAAACAUUAAUGUAUGAUAUGUUAUUAGGUUUGGACUAACUAAUAACUUGGACUUAUAUUAAAGUUUUGUUUUUCUAUUGUUAGAGUUAUAUAUCUUUAAUAGCUUGUAACUUAUAAACUGAAGAUCAACGGUUACUUCUGCCUUUAGUAUAUGUGUAACGAGUUGGAAAUAAGACUGUGUACCAAGAAGGAAAUAGGAAAGUCUAAAUCAUGAGACGUCCGCAUAUUCAGAUCAAUUGUUUGAAACAUCAUGAGGUUUACGCUGGACUGUCUCAAUGAAAGCAAUGCAGAAUAUUUUAAUGACCACAGGCUGUUGAAUUCUCCCUUGACAACACUGAAUAAAAGUUUUCGGACCUCUCCAGAAACAGACUUCCGAUUAAUUUCAUGUUUUUUAAUUGGUCUAAAAAUAACUUUGGUAAAGUUCACACAUCUCAAGGGCAAGACUGGGCGUUUUCCACUCUCUCCUAAUAUUCUUUCUUCUCCACACUUAUCCGGAUAUUUUUAAAUAUGGAGGGUCUUUUCCAAAAUGUUUUUGAAAGGCGUACGCGUCCACACGUAGCGCAUUCUAAUCGUUUUCAUCCGUCCACAGGAAAAGGGCAACAACAACAACAACAACAACAACAAUCUUUAUUGGGCUCUUGAUACAAAAGUGUAGAGUCAUUAAAAGGAAAUAACUGCGAAAAAAAAGAGAGCACAGCCACUCAGAGACAGCAAAAGCUAAUCGCGCUAAGUGGCUAGGUCAUGCGGAAAAGUAUCUAGAUAUUAAAGUUGUUAUAAAUAAACAAAUGCACACAAAAACACACAAAGAAAAAGUAUUUUAGCUGUAAUAAAUAAUCAAAUACACAAACGAAUAAAUAAAGAAGCAAGACAAAACAAAACAACGGCUGUGCACACAAUUAGCUGCAUGUAAAGUACACCAAUCAAUAUUUGGAGAUGACAGGUUCUUUUAAAGGCUUUUUAAAGUGAAAACGACUCGCUCAUUUUAGAUCUUUAAUAGCAUGGAAACACGAUAGCAUACAUUAGAGGGCAUGGGCCGUAUGAUGUAUAACGUUAUCAUAUUACAUGCACAAGACCUUUUCGUCCGUCUACACGAAAACGAUCAGUGAGCCUUUUCAAAAAAGUCACUCUGGGGACCGUUCUCAAAACCUGCGUUUUUGGUGCCCAAAAGCGCCGUUUACUUCUGGACGGAGAAGAAAAUCCUAGUUUUCAAAGUGAGGGCUGUUCAGUCAAGAUUGCUCAAUAUUGGCCUCGUUCUAUUUAUUAUUAAUAUUAUUUUAUUGUUUUUAUUGCGUAUCCAGCCAUCUUGAACUCCCAACUGUUGGUCAAUUAUUCCUCGGUCAACAGACAGUUGCUUGCCAGGUUGCGGUUUGAUUCAACAAUCGAAGCAAUAAAUUUUCAUCCAUAUAGGCGGCCCGUCUGAAAAUGAAAGGCUAUCUCCGCUGAUAAUUUAUAGUUAAUAUUCUAGAUCAGUAAACAGCUGCUAAUACUGAAAAAAAAAAAAGAUUUAUGGAAAAAAAGGAACGAAACAGUUUAGCCUAAUAUACAAAGAAUAAACUCUUAAAACUAUUACGAACUAAUAAAGUUUUCAAACUCCUUGAUAAUAAUAUUGUAUGCUCCCUUUAGUUUGCUGGGGCGUCAGUAAAUAAGAAAGGCUCAAAGAAGCAAUUACUUACACACAUUUCAUCAUGAAUUUCUUUUCUUUAGACAAAGAAGCAUUCUGUGCAGAAUUCAAUACUACCCUGCCAUUCCAAAACAUGACUUUGAUAGACUGUAAUUAUAUUGAGUGUUGUUCUGGGGACAACUGUAACAAUCACAACUUAACUGUCAUUCCAACGAAAGCUACGGCCACUCCAGCACCAUUCCCUACAACAAGUAAGUACACGGUUAUUCUAACACCUGAGGUGAUGGUCGUUCCAACAUCCAACUUCUGACGCACGUGAAUACAACCCCUCUCAACCUCUCUAACGAUUACGUAGAUGGUUAUUCCAACACCUGACUACAACACCCAACCAUAGGGAGUCGACGCUCUUAUUUGUAAACUGCGAAUGGAAAUUAAAUAACAGAUAAAAUCUUACCUGUUUUGUUCUAUUCUUGAAUCUGCUGCAGUGCGAAGUGAAAUGGAAGUUGUUUUACGAUGCGAAAACUAUGUUCAAGUCGACACUUUUUCACGAUGCUUUAUGUAGUUUGUCUCGCAUUUCACUAUCGUCUAUUUCAUUAUCGUCUCGCGUCUCAUUGUUGGUUAUUAAUUUAUUAACAAUGUGAAUUAACGGUAAUGAAUUAAUAACGGUAACGGAUUAAGAAAUUAAUAACCAACAAUGAAACGCGAGACGAUAAUAACAACCACGUGACAACAGUGAAAUGCGAGACAAACCACAUAGAGCAUUGUGAAAUCAACAACGGCCAAAGCGUCGACUUGAACAUCGUUUUCGCAUCGUAAAACAACUUCCAUUUCACUUCGCACGCAGGAGACUCAAGAAUAGAACAAAACAGGUGGGAUUUUAUCGCUUAUUUAAUUUCCAUUUGCACCCAACUUUUGAGCACUUGAAUACAACCUCUCUAACAUGGUUAUUCUAACACCUGACUACAACAACCAACUUCUGUGAGCACGUGAAUACAACCCCUCUAACGCUUACAUUGACAUGGUUAUUCUAACAUCUGACGACAACAUGACUGCAUCCCCCCGCGGCACACAAGCAUACAUGGUUUGUGGUCCUUCCAACUGAUGAGUACACCUAUAUGGGUCCACCCACGUGCCCUUUGGAAAUUCCUAAUUCCUAGCUCGACCCAGUAUUUUUGCAGGUACACCUUCCAUCUUUGAAUCUCUUUUACUUAAACAAAUUGAUCUUUAUUGUAAAACCCAUCAUAACACAUGUAUUACACAUAGACUAAACUUUAUUAUGAUAUUUUUUUUUGGGGAGGCAAUCGGAAUAAGUAUCACGUGACAAUGACGUCACAAUAGUUUUUGCUCUAAAUCGAGUUUCUGCCUUUAUCGGCAUUUUCUUUGGAUAUGCUUUACGCUACCUAUGCUUUGGGUGCUUGUCUUCUGCUUUGCGAAGUUUCACAAAAAUCUAUAAGAGGUAUUUCGAGAUAUCUUGGAAUUUCUGCAAAAAAGAUAUAAUUAUGCAUGAACUGAGCGCUGGACUUAAUGGAGACAAAUUUGCUACUUUUUUGAUGCUUCCAAAAGUUUUUAUCACUCAUUCGUUUUGCAAAUGACCUUUAUACACUCUACAACUGUCUGAAUGCCGCAAGUAGACUUGCGCGGUUUCGAAAAAAAAAUAAAAAGAGGUGAAUCAAUAAAACGCAAUGCUGAGCUCUUUUUUUGUAAUUUCUAAAGCUACUUUCACGAAAACAGCGAUUAGACCAAAUUCUUCGAUAGAUUUUCUUUAAAAAAAAUCCAGUGCUGCAAUAGGCCACUUCCGAGUUCCAAAAACCCUCACUUUCAAAAUGAGGCUAGGUGCACAACCUUUCUUGUGAAAAUGAGUGUUAUUUGCACGAGAAUGAACAAUGAUUUCUAUAUCAAAAGCUAAGCACCUACCUUCGUUUUGAAACAGAGGCCCGGUGGAACUCACAAAUGGCCUAUUGGUCAGUGUACUAUAAAAUCCCCGAAUUUGUGUCCAUUGAAGACUUUUUAAGUUUUCUAACGUAGGCGCAAUAUUGAGUGAAUAUUGAGGCGAUGUCAUAUAUCUGGGACUUCCUAUUGUCUCAAGUUUAGCACAACAUCAAACUCCCAUGCAGCAUGCGACAAUUUACCGCGCUUGGUUGCCCUCUGAAAUAUUUCCGAAAUAUGGUAAUGCCUUAGAAUGGAAGAAAACAAUAGCGAAUAGAUUACGGAGGGCAACCAAGCGCGCUUCUUUCUCUAUUACAACACUUGAAAACAAGAUAGAUGCAUAUGCCCCAACCAACACGUCGUAUAUACAACUAAAUCAAAAAAGGUUGCUUUGGCAACUGGGCAUUUGGGCAUACAGAACAAUGCAAUGAUUUGCUUGAGUGACCAUCAAACAAUCGUUUCCCAAUGCCCAAGGCAACCUUCAUUGAAUCAGCUAUAUAAGUUUCCUUCUGCUCCUGGGCGCUCAUUAACGGCUCUAGCUAUAGUGACCUGUAAGUAUAAGGUCCCUACAAUACCUAAGUAUACCGCUCCUUCACCAUUUCAUAAUACGGUCCUUUCGAUACCCAAGUGGACAUAAAUAAUCAUGAUAAAUAAACUUACCGCAGCUUUUUUGGCAAUGAUUUCUCUUUUCUUUCAUACUAGCAUUGACGUUUCGUUACCGGGGAAGUUUAAGUCAGGAGGGGGACUUUAAACAGGAAACAUGUCUCCUAUUAUAACGCAGAGGAGCUAAAAUUGUCUGGAAAUAAAUGCCCGAAUUAACUGCAGUAUGCAGUUGAAGUUUUGGCCUUUUUUUUUUUGUUUAGUUUCUAAUAAUUAAGCAAAUCAUUACAUAGCUAUCUAAGAGCGUUUUUUUUUUUGUUGUUUCCAAUCACUGAUUUAACAAAGUUGCUAAGUUUAUUUUUUCCUUGUGUGAGUUAUCUGUGAUUCGUUGAUUCAACAAAGUUUUCAAAAUACGUUCUUAGUUCCUUCUUCUUCCAUUUUGGGGAUCAUUAAUUUUGUGGUCGGGGAAUUUUUUUUUAAUUAACUUAUGAUUCGUAGAAGGUAAAGGAACCUUCUUGAAAAUGUAUGAUUUUGUUUGAUUCAUCCUCCAACUUUGAGAAUCCUUAACUGUUCUUGUUACUUCAAGAGAUUUUAUAGUUACUUUGAAGACUGCUCACGUUUUGAACCUAACCACAAAGCUUCCGUUAAGUACUAACCAAACUUCUUCUUUGCGUGAUUCCGCUCACCAAGCGCAGACACUUCAGAAACUUUUCCCGAUUCCCAGUAGUUAGUAUCUCCCCCCGUCCUCCGUCUCGAUUUAGAGAUGUUUGCAGUUCUCGAAGCCCUGGUCACAAGUUCCAGCCCGAACACGUAGUAAUUCUUGACAUGGAACCAGACUAGUUUAGGGGAGACGAUCUACACUCCACAAUUGCAACUACCUUUUAACGGAGACAGAUGAGGCUACCAGCCACCGAGAAUCUGGGGCGCGUCACAGUGGCUUCACACGCUGAAAAAGUCUCGCGGGACUAAACGGAAGCUUUGUGGUAAGCUUAAAUGGUUGUGUUAUUUGUUUUUCUUUCUUUUUUGAACAGCUGUCAACCAAACGACAUGUAUUUCUUGCGUUGAAUUUGGGUCCAGCAACAUAUCCUGUAUUAGUCACUAUUCUCUGGUUCCAUGUCGUUUUCACUGUUACUCAUUAAAGGGAAUCUCAGAGUACUACAGUGUCGAUCAAGUUAAUACAGCUCCAUUAGAGAUACGAGGAUGCAGCAUCAACUGUCCAGGUAAAGCCUUUUUCAUAUAAUUGCCUAAAACGUUCAGUAAUCUAGCCGAUCGUUGUAAUUAUAAUGGAGCUUCUGUCCUAUUGUUAAAAAAGUAACCGACCAAUGCGACGUCAGCGUACGCCCGAGCGCUCGUGCGUACGGCUGUGGAGACUUUAUGGGAGUGGUGGGUGGAGACUCUUUUAGGGAGGGGAAGGGAGUCGCAGACAUGCAGCUUGCGUUUGGUCAUGCCUCACGGCCAUGAGAAAACACAUAGCCGAACAGCUAGGUUAGGGAAAAAAUAAGUGCUCCGUAUUUCCAAGGUUUUCAAGCCUUUGUGUGACUAUCACGAGUUAUACCGUAGAAAUCUUGCUGUAUAGGCACUGGGACAACUGUAUAAAGGGUUUUUUUGGUUUUGUAAUUUAAGGACGACGGGAGCAUGUAUCCGGAUACGCUUAAAAUCGGAUGAUGUAAGAGUAAUGUUUACAAAGACCGUGAGCUAAUAUUAAAGGGCACAAAAAUUUACUUGAACUUCCUAGCCUAUUCACAGACGUUUUUUUUUUCUUUGGGUGAAUUAGGCAGCCCGAGAGCGAGCGCGGCUGUGUUCAAUAGGUCCCAUGCGGUUUUUCUUUUCUUACGUGCGCUCAACGAUCUCUCAAGAGAAAAUAGAGAGUCUGUGAACAGGCUAUAAACGCCCUUGUCAACAUUGCAAAUGAGUAAAUCCGGGAUUACUUUACGUUCAAAGUCGAAGUUAAAACAAAGUUAGCCCUCAGACGCACAAGCAAAUUCAAACCCCCAUUGUGAUACAAGGUGGGGGAGGGGGGAGGGGGGUUCAUCGAACCCCUCCCCAGAGUUUUUGAUAUGAUGCUGCAUUUGGAAACGAUUUUUCCUUCAGUGGAAAGCCUUUGAUAUUCUCAACCAGAUGAGGUAUAUUUUAUGGGUGGAGGCGCUGCUGGAGGCCUGUGAUGUCACCAACAAUGGUAACCAUCUUGGCCGCCAUUUUGUAUUUCACCAAGAAUUAGAAAUCAGGUUAAAAUCGCGAUAAAUGGUAAUUUUUUGUGCUUGACAUGUACAUGUAUAUCCAGUGGACCACCUCAGUAAACGCUGUCAAUUAAGUUUGAAAUAGGUAUAUAUUCUUCCUCUAUGGUGAUUGACAGUUUUCAAGGAUGACUUUUUCGUUUAUUAUUUUUUUCCGUGUAGAAUUAAAUCUUUAACUGAUCGAAGCUAGACUUAAAGCUCACAAUAAACUCAUUAAUACUCUUUCAGGCUCUGUCCAUGUCGGAGAAAUUUAUGAACUAUCGAUCGCGCAGCUACCCGACUGAACCGUGGUGAACCCUGGUCGUAAGGUGUCUUUUCAUCGGUCAGAAAAAAAACAUUAACACAACAUUGUUCAUCAUUAUUUCCAUUGUUUUAGGUUAGGGUAGCAAACCAUUUGGCUUUUAGGGUUAGAAGAGCUGCUACAUGACCUCUCUUCCCGGAAUGAAGAAAAACAAUAUGGCCGCCAAAUACAUCCUUUUAGUUUUUAAAGUUCUCAUUCAUUAACAAACGUUAAACAUUUAUUUCGGCAAACAAACGGUUAAGUUGAAAAAGGAUUUUACAAAAGUCUCAAGAGUAGGUCUCCUCUUCGAUUUAACUUGCAAUAUCGAUCAAUUUUCGCAACUUUUAAACUUCUGGCUCAGUUUUCGUUUGGUUCUACUUUGAACAUGGAAUAAUAAUUACUCAGAGACAAUACAGUGCAUAGAAUUGUUGAGAAAAACAGCAAAAACUUGCCAAUUUAUGACAAGGAAGGUACUUUUAAAACGAACUAAAACAUUCAAAACGCUUUGAUCACGUGACUGAUGACGUCAUGUCGCUAUUUUGGUAUGAAAAAAUUAUCAGGUAGAACAUUACUUUCCCGCAAAUUUUCUCUGCCGUGUGAUGAAAGGUUGACUCUCUAAAGCCCUCCGCCUAGUCUCUCGACUUUUUUGCUCAUGUUCAUUACCCCCUUAAAUUUUAAAUGCCGGACGUCGACUGAUUAUUUUUAAAUGCUCAACACAACUAAAACCGCAAAUAUGCUAUUUGUUUUUAACUCGUUAAUGAAAUUGUGACACAACAACAAAAAAAGCUCAUUCGGAAAUAGUCACGUGAUUGAUGACGUCAUUACCUUAGAUGUGAUAUGGGAAGAUAUUUUAUGGCAAAUGUUAUCUUGUUGUGGUCUGACAGUCUUCUACGUAUAAAAUUGUCAAAGUUACAAAGCUUUUAUAAAAAAUUGCCUCCUAGGAUUCUGGGAGAUUUUUAUGAUAAUUAUGAUAUUUAGUUUUAUAAGUAUUAUUGACCCCGCAGGGAUUAGUAAUCCUUGUAGCUCGCGCGUAUGUAAUGAUCGGUACUUACAGUUAGAAUAUGAAGUUAAUAGUAUACUGGAAAAAAAAUCUCGAUUUGCUUGAACAGGGGCCGCGCGGAAUCAUUGGAUAAUGAUGACGUUUUAGCUCUAAAAAAUAGUGAAUUUACAUAACGGGACGGGAGAGGAAAGAGGACGGCAAACCUUGUGUGACAAGCGUGAAAAUAAUUUUGUUUGAAAAAACCUUUAACGCGCCCGCUGAACAUAACAAACAAGUGCUAUUUACUUUCUUUUUUUAAUAACGCAUUUAUUUUUUUAGUAAACUUUUCAAAUAUCUUGCCAUUUUACAGGAAGGCACCUGUAAUCGAAGGUGCAGGCCCCAAUUUCAGGGUCUUGAAAUACUCAGAAAAAUGCUGAAAUGCUUCAUCCUAUAAAGAAUUUACAAACCGUCUUAUAUAACUUUAUAAGUUUCUUUGGUCCGUGUCCUUUUCUAGCAAGAGGUAAAUAAAUGAACACUUUAAUGCAACACCCCCUCCCCCUUUUAUAAAUAGUUCUACUGAGUCCUCUAUGUCUUUCUGGCCUCAGAUUUUACCUAGAAAUAAAACAAUCCCCGAAUUACACAAUCCCCUCUGGUUUUUAUAACAAAAACAUACUCUUCAAUUAUUAUAAAAACAUUAUAAUAAUCAUAAACUUCAUUUUAUGAAAAUUUUCCAUUUGUUACAUUUAUGGUCAAGAUUUAUUGCAUUUAUGGUGAGCCAGAUUAUUACAUUUAUGGAUAGUAAUUUAUCGCAUUAAGGUGGCUCCGUCAUUAAUACAGGCGCAUUUGGCUGUGACGAAGUUUUCGUCAUAACUUUUUCGUUUUUAACGCGAUGGCUGGGAAACUUUGCAAAGAACAACAGAUAUCAUUCGGCAACAGUACGAAAUAUUCCGAUUUCAUUGAUGGUAAAUAUUCUUGAAAAAUUUGCGCUUUAAAGGACCCUACUGUUCAAAGAAAAUCGCUUCUAGUAAAAAAAUUUGCUGAUAUUUUUUACUGAAAUUUCUGGUAUUGGCUUUAAUUGAUAUAAUAAAUAUGCCAGAGGAUUUUCAGAAAGAUCGUUGGAGCAGAAGUCCGUAACUAAAAGUAGCUCAAAAUUCAGCUGUGAAAUUGUUUUGGAAUUUCAAAAAAUAAAUUACCAUCAGGUAGAAGAAGACACCAGUUUGAAUUUUCGGGACAAGUAAAUUCAAUGUUUGCUAAUUCAUAAAACAAAAGCCGAUUGCCUAUCGUGCGAUUUUUUAAAAGGUAAUUUUUAAUUCUGAAAUUACUCCAAACCUUGCUCUAAAGUAGAAUGACUUGUUCCAAGACAUUUUUAAAAUAUCCCUUAGCAGUUUUGGCUCAGACUCCUGCUGCAUACAUUUUGAUGUAUUGCAAUGCAUUUUCAACGACUUUUACUGCUGUUCGUUGCUUCCAACUCAGGAAAAAGGUAUUGAGAUUGGACGCUACCUCGUAUCAGAGCUCAGAUAGAACUGUCCAGCACCUUUGUUUAUGACUACAAAAUGAGCACGAGUGCAUGGCAGUUCUGCGAAGAAUUCGCACCUUACCCAGGGGGACGAAUGACAAUGAUGCCCAUUGCUGUGAACCGAAUUACAUCAAAGUGCAAAAUAAAAUUAUCGCAAAAAUACUGCCCGUGAAUAAAUUUACAACUCGGAAAUUUUUGACACUUCUUUGUUCAAUGAAUGGGUAGUUUUUUUCUUGAUUAUCAUGUUUCGCUCUGCAAUACAUGUUUAUACAGAUCGGUUCGCAGACGUGGGCAUCAUUGUCAUUCGUCCCCCCUGGCUGAGGAGCGAAUUCCUCGCAGAGCUGCCGCUCGUGCUCAUUUUCCGGUCAUAAACAAAGGUGCUGGACAGUUCUAUCUGAGUUUCGAUACAAGGUAGCUUACAAUCGCAAUACCUCCGUUUUUCCUGAAUUGGAAGAAACGUACAGCAGGAAAAGCCGUUGAUUAUGCAUUGCAAUACAUCAAAAUUUAUGUAGCAGGAGUUUGAACCAAAACUGCCGAGGGAUAUUUUAAAAAUGUCGAGGAACAAGUCAUUCGACGUCAGAGCAAGGUUUCGAGCAAUUUAUAGUGCCUCUAAAACUAAAAAUUACCUUUUAAAGAAUAGCACGAUAGGCAAUCGGCUUUUGUUUUAUGAAUUAGCAAACAUUGAAUUUACUUGUUCCAAAAAUUCGAACUGUUGUCUUCUUCUACCUAAUAGUAAUUUAUUAUUGAAAUUCCAAAACAAUUUCACAGCUAAUUUUGAGCGACUUUUAGUUACGGACUUCUGCUCCAACGAUUUUUCUGAAAUUUCUCCGCCAUAUUUAUUAUAUCAAUAAAAGCCGAUACCAGAAAUUUCAGUAAAAAAUAUCGGCAAAAUUUUGUACUAGAAGCGAUUUUCUUUGAACAGUAAGGUCCUUUUAAGCGCUAAUUUCUCAAGAAAUAUUUACCAUCAAUGAAAUCGGAAUGUUUCGUACUAUUGCCGAAUGAUAUCUGUUGUUCUUUGCAAAGUUUCGCAGCCAUCGCGUUAAAAACAAAAAAGUUAUGGCGGAAAAUUUGUCACAGCUAAAUGCUACAGUAUUAAUGACGGAGCCACCUUGAUGGUCGGUUUUUGCUACAUGUAUGGUGGGUAUUACAUUUAUGUGACUUUUAUUACUUCGGCGGAGCUUCGGCAUGUCCACGGAUGCCUUCCUUAAAUCAGUGAAAAUGUUCCUAGACAAGGAAGUAAGAAUUAUACCAUUUAACAGCCGCUCGCGUUCCCCACCAUAACCCAGUCAUUUGUUACUUCGGCGGAGCGCGAAGUAAAGCAUUCGCGACGCUCGGGAAUGUCCCAAAGUUGCUCUUGUUGGGACAAGAUUGGGCACGCAAAGUCUGGAGGUUUUCGGGUUUUUUCGGCUAUUUGACGAAGAGAGAGCCGAAUUAGUUUGAGAUAUCUCGAGAUCACUUCGAUUUCCUUGAUUUAUUCUUUAACUUAUUCGGGGAAGAAAUAAUUACUAUUUUGGCUUUCCCGGGGUUUGAACCGACUCACCUGUGUGACCCGUUAGAUCAGAGGAGACUCUAACUUGAGGGAUUAGCCGAUUCCGCCACUGCGACCCAAGGUGAUUUGGGAUAUGGAAAAUAUGAAAUUAUCCACUAGUUUCCGGACAAGAUUGGGUGCGCAAGUUCGUCUUUUCCGCUUGUUUCGGCUAUUUCACGAAAUGAGACCGGAAUUACUUCGAGAUAUCUUGAGAUCACUUCGAGUUUAGUCUUUAAUUUACUGGAGGAAUAAAAGAGGAUAUUACAUGGGAGCACAGAGACGCGAAAUUUAUCUUCGAGAGUUGAAAAACAUUUCACGAGUGAGCGCUCCUUUCGAACUGUUUUAUGAUGAAUUUAAGGCUACAAAAUGCUGCACAAAGACGUUUUGACUUUGUUGAGUGUUACGUAGUAAAAUUGGUGUCAUGCGUUGCGUGACUUUCUCGAACGUUCUGUACGUUUUUGGAUCAUUCAUGAAUAACUAAUUAAGGCAUGUUUACAUUUCAGCAUGAGUCAACAGAUUUGCAUCUAUUACUGAAAUCAUAAAAUAUGUCGAAAAGCUUCUGCUAUUCGGCUGUUUAGUAUUUUCUAGAACCUUAUGUGUAACGGUAUAUACAAGUUCCAAGCGAGUUGUUUUGACGAACUAAGUUUUUUCCAACGAGCUGGAGUGCUGUGUUUAGUCAAGUGUGACAAAGGUCGAUUUUCAAGUUCUGUGUUUACAAGUUGGCGGAGGGCGUAACGUAUCUGAAGUUCAAGAGAGAGAUUGUUAUUAUUGGCUGAGACUUUUUAGUUUUACUUAAGUUCAAGUCAAGUUUGUGUUGGCGGAUGCUGUGCUUUAAAGCUCUGUAAAGACAAUGUUCCUUUGGUAUGAAACUUCCUUGUGUUAAUCCGACAUCCCUGCGUGGUGGUAGUCAGUGAAUAAUUAUCCUCAAACAUUCGAACCCGUAGUAUUGAGUUUUAGCCAAUUCCACGCUCAACGUAAUUGACUACUUACCCAUGCCUUACAUAUCUUUAAUCAGUACAUGAGACUGUUAUGCUGUUUUUGAAGCCCGAUGUAAGAAAAAAAACAAAACAAAACAAAAAAAUAGAGAAUUCUCUUUUCAGUGUUUCUUUUGUAAGAAUUAUUACUCACCGCCAGUAACCUCAUAUUGGACUUGGGUCUAAACGUUUAGACCCAAGUCAAAUUUAGAAGGAUUUGUAUGGAGUCAUAAGAGCAUAACUGGGCUAAUAUCUCAGAGACAAUUUGCCCCGAAAUGCUAGUUUUUGGAAAGUAGGCCUCUUGGAUGUUGCUCUUUUCAGAAUAUCCUGACAAAUCUCACAAAUUGACACCUUACUCUCACCAUAUAUUAUUUCUUACUAUUCCUCCGCAUUUACAAUUAAUCAGUUCCACAACCACGACACCGUAGUGUACGCUCCAUAGCGUCUUGUUACAUUAGUAUUACAUUUAUGGAUGAUUAUUACAUUUAUGGGUGAUACAGACUGUGUGUUCAGUGAAAUUCUGUGGAGCAGCUGUUUUGACUGCAGUAUUAGAACAAAACUGAAGUUUUCAUUUCUGUCUCCUUUGGCAUUUUACUGUCUUAAACAAGCAUGAAGAACUCACUGACCACGAAAGAGACAAUAUCGUGUUAUGGACCGAAAGACGAUAAGCGCGGACUUACAUGUAAGUUAUAAGGGACGUAUAACUGUGUAUAAGCACUUGGAGGAUUUGCCAGACACGCCGGUUUACCAUUCACAGAUCUUUGAUCGGAAAAGAUUCAAAUUUUGCAGACGCAAAUUACUUUGGGGCCAUAAAUGUACGACUCAGUCCACUAACAAGCAAGUUUUCCUAAGCGAACGUACGAGUGAAUCAGGCUAGUUUAUCAGCAGAACGAUGGAAGAUUACUUUUCCCUGAGAGUAGGGGCUACAUUUUCGCAGUGUGAGUAAAGUGCGUAGUCCGUAAUCCUUUUCGCUCGGCUGCUGGCACCGCGAAAAUGUAGACGCUAGCUCCCAAGGCAGUCGAUUACAGAAAUUCGCCGAGAAAUACUUUUCUGUGCUGAUCUAUUCCCUUCUCAAAGAUGUUCCUCUAUGAGGCUUUUUUUAUGCAAAGUAUUGUCUGAAAUGCCGUUUUAGUUAAAAACAAAUAUGACUACAACGCGAGUGUGUAAAAUUUCUCGAAACGUCGAGUGUUUUGAUAAAGCUGCGUAAAUCGACCUGAAGCAGUGCAUGGAAUCUUGCGUUGCCUGCUUUUAUCUCACCUACUGUAUGUAGCAUGUGUUAAAAUCUUUAAUAUGAAUCCAGAUCCAAUCUGAUAUAAAUCGGUGUAUUUCAAUAAAGCUGCACAAAGAUCAAGGCGGGAUAUACAACUGACCAACUACAUACAAAGAGGGGACAGGUUUUAGUGUCAACUAUUACUUUCUAAUUUAGCCUGUAACUCGAGAUCAAACCAGGACUUAAACAAUACUAUUUAACAAUAGUUACAUUACAUAAUGGUACCCAGAAAAACAAGGAUAAUUAGGUAUUAGACAACUCAAUGCCUACACAGAAUAUCAGGCUUUCCAGAGUACUUUUAGACCUCUAGAAAUGCAUUCAAAGGGGCGCUAAUUACAUUGGUAUCUGUUCGUUCAUCCUAGGGGAACUUGAAUCUUUUCGAAAUUACAAGGGCUUGAUGAGUACCAUUUUCCCGAAAGUUUUAGAUGCAAUUUGACGUAUUACGAAAGAGAGACAUUUUCUGAUUCCUCUCUCCAUCGCAUUUUUGAAUCCGAAAAAUUUAGCCUAACUUGGGAAGUAAAAUGUGAAAACAAAACCUCAGAAAAUCGUGGGGAAUUUAUUAGAUAUAGGCUUCGAAAAUUGUACAUGAAUGGAAUUCAAAGGUCAUCUAGAACUUUUUAGCCGUCCUCGAGUAAUCGGAAAAUUCUAGGCGAUAUUUUACAGAAAACACUCGUUGGGUGCCCCCGUUUAGUCGAAACCCUUGUUUCCUAUAACCCAUGAGUACAAUGGUUAUGGUUAGUCAAAAUUCCUAGUAAAAGGGAAAGGUUAAUUGUGAAUUGAUCACGCAUUUUUUCUUUCAACACUCUUUAUAUCGUUACUUUAUUUCAGACCAAGAAGCAGUCUGUUUAGACCAAAAUGCAAGCUUUGCACUUUCAAACAUCACAUUGCUAGCCUGUAAUGUUGACUGUUGUCAUGGCAACCUCUGUAACAAUCAGAGUCUGACUGGUAAGUACAAAAUGCCAGAGACGCAAAAAGAUUUGGGCUGCGCGAUAGCCGAUGUGCUUGAAAGAAGAUGGCACUCGCGCAAAAGCACUGCCAGUACCGCUCUUUCUUGUGUCUUUGUUUUUUUCUUAAGCCUCAGUGCUACGCGCGCAGGCUAAUGCACGUAAGUUACAUAGUUUGUUUUCAUAUCACCAUAGUCUUCUGCCUAGAAGCUUUUGUAUCCUCUUUCUAAGUAGCAAUCAGAUUCACCAUUAUGAAACUCGACUAUUUCAUUGAUAGUCGUCUUGUCGCUUAAGUUUUAUGUUUGCUGUACAGUCUGCACUCAAGUAAGUAACUAGUAAUUUAGCUUAAGGAAGCCUAUUAAUAUAAGCACCCAGCUUCUUUAAGCUUCCUUGUCACAUUAACUUACAUUUUAAUUAACACCCUUUGUAACUUUUUAUUGUUAGUGAGUGACUAAAAAACAAAUAAAUAAAAUAAAUAAAAAAUAAAAACAGAAUACAGUUGCUCUGUUUUUCGCCUUGUCUUUUUCAGGUUAUUAGGGAGUCAAAAUUCAACAAAAUUUCUAAAUUUGAUUCAUAUAUUGUAAAAUAUUGAAAACAGAUGGUACCAUUCAAAAAUACUUUCAAACCUGAGGUUUCAUUAUUGGAAUGGUCACACAAUAGAAUUUUGUUCACAAACUCAACGGUUUGAACCAGUGUUCACGAGACUCCAUCAUUUACUCUAGCAAUGAAAUGGUCAAGCAAAUGUGUUUCUCCUCGUUUUCGUAAAGGCAUUUCCUGGUUUAUGUGACACACCAGACGACACAAAUACUUCGAUCCGCAUGUGAUUCUUUUCUCUGGCACUUUUAACACACAUUUGCGUUCGAGGUAAGAGAACGCAACCUCUAAUUUGUGUUGGGUGUUCUGUGUUAAUUUGGGUGUCCUGUGCAAUUAAUAAGGGAGGUUUUUCGGAGAUUGCAUAUUCGUCGUCGUCGUCGACACACAUUUGCCUCACUUUGACGCGCGAACUCGUGUGGUGAUUCUUGUGUCGUCGGCGUUCAUCUUCCAAAGGUUUGUUGAGGUCUGAUAUUCUGUCUUCGUAAAGCGUUCAUCUUUUAAAAAGUUUGCUGAAUCCUCGUAAAGCGUACAUCGAUCUGUGUUUGCUGAAUCGUCCAAAGCGUUCAUCUUUCUGAAGUUUGCUGUUAAAUUUUACUUUGGAUUAAGCCUUCAUAUUUUUCAGCAUGGUUCGUCACUGUCUUUGGAAAAUGUCUGCGACUCCUGGUGCAUACAUCAACCCGGGUUUAGUUCGGCGGCCUUUGUGUCACAAAGUAAAUCUACCAAGAUGUGAAGCUAGGCGGGGCCAUUUGAUCAUGACUUGUGAUUUUUUCGGCACCGGACAAACGAACACUUUAACUCUAUGUUAUUUAUUAGGAAAAACUUAUAAACCAGCCCACAGUAGCGCCACUCUCGAGUCACUGAAAUCAACACGCUCGACCAAAUUACUGGAAAAGUUAUUGACGUGAGCCGCACACACGAUCCAUUGAAGGCUUUGACAGGGUUAGUGCGAAGUUUGAAUUCAGAUGUGAAAGCUUUUAAAACAGCAAAUUCAAUGUAAUUCAUUUUGUCAACAAGUUGAUGAUUCGAUGCUCUUAAAAAUAACAGAGAAAAUUAUCCGAAGAAAUGUUUUUGAAGAAAGAAAAAGAAUCCCGGGUUAAGCACUAAUCGGCCUUUGAGCAACUGCACCCUGUAACUCGCGCCAUUAAAAAAAAUGUUCCAUUUACACGCCCGACGCACUCUGGCAUGAUGUCUCCUCCGAUUACAAGCACUUGACACCGAACCAUACCAUAUCUUUUGAAAACGUUCUUGUAAUGAUACACAGUUUAAAUAGAGGUUUCGCUGUACUCAACCCUUACGUUCAAAAUAUGCCAUAAUCAUAUUAAUCUACAUCGCAACUACCCUUCCGCCUCAACUGCUACCUGUAUGCCUAACAAACAUAUCGAACGCACUCUCCUAAGCUCCGAUUACUUCUAGUUUAAAAGAAAAAUGAACGAUAAAAAAGUAACACGACGUUUCGAUGACUCUAUGUCAUCAUUAUCAAAUGCGAAGAAAAUUAGCAUGAAUUGGUGACAUAUAUACAGAAAAAGGAAAGUGUCAGGAAUAUGUAAAGUUAAAUUGAGGCGUGAAAAUGGAGCAAACUAACAAUUAAUUACUUUUAACAUAUAUGUUACUUUUUUUCCAAGCUUGCAAGCGGGCGGAAUCCUCCAAAUUCUGCAAUCUGAUUGGUUCCGACAGCGGGCGGUAUUUUACGGGUCUUGCCCGCUAACCCGGGCGGAAUCGUUGGCAGCUUCAUUCACAAGUUUGUUUGUUGUUUGUGAAUGAGCAAAAACGGUCAUUUUCAAACCAUUUUUCUUUUAAAACUCGCGUUAUUGUUAGAAUUAGCUAGGGAAAAGUGAAUUUCAUUAUUCAGUCAAAAAAUCUGAAGGGAGAAUCAAGCAAGUUAGCCUUGAAAGCCGUUUAAGUAUAGCAAAACAGGUGGCUCGUGAUGUCGUUUCACUAGCUUUAUAACUGCCCUUUAAGUACUGCAAUCUUGCUUUAUGCACUGCUUAUUAGACAUUUUUGCUCUGUUUGUAAUUUUGUUUUCCAUUUUUGCUGUAUGAAUCUAGAUUCUGCCGUUUUUCAUUGAAUUUUGCCUCGCUAGUUUUCUUCUUAUCAGAAAAGGUUGUUGUCAAUGCUUGCAUUUAGCUUUCAAUCUUAAGCCUAAGCUUAAAUAAAUAACACGAAUCACUUUUCCAGCAGUCGGUUAUCGCCGUUUUCAUAUCUUUGUUUAUAACUUGUUACUCACAUCGCCUUCUUUCAUUCGAAUUCAAUUCAAAACCAUAAAAUUGCUAUGUGUAAUUAGCUCCUUUGUGCAGUUUUCAUCCCGCUCGAUUGAACUAAUCUUAAAGCAAUUUUUGAAUAAUUCAGCCGAAGAAAAUCCUUGAUGUAUUUUUUUCCUGCUGGUGCUUUAAAUAUCAAGCUCGUCAAUUCUUUUAACCUUGUUUGACACUCAGAUUAUGAAUUGUCUAGGAAGACACAAAAACCUUUCUUUAUUCGAAAAGAGAGCAGUAAGUGCCAUAAUAUAAAAUUACCCCGCUAAAAUUCAUUUUGAAAUGUUUUGUUUUGGUUUGCAAUCGAUCGCGCGCUUCAUCAACCUGAACGCGUCCUACUUCAACACACAUAGGUUGGAGGGUGAAGGAAACUUUUCCUGAAACUUUUAAGUCUCAGUAGGAAAAAAUAGAAAUGUUAUUCACCGGCCUAGGUCGGUCCGUAUUGGGAGGAACUGUACCCUCGGUCUGAGUACUCAAUACCUCGGGCACAGUUUCUCCCAAUACGGACCUCCCAGCCGGUGAAUAACAUAUAUAUAUUUAUUAGUCUUUUUUGCGCAUUGUUGUUGACGGCCCUGGGACGAGCACGAUUGCGAGGCUAAUGCGGGUCAACAAAAAAAAAAAUCAAAACAAAACAAAAACAAACAUAGGGAAUUUGCCGCUGAGUCGCUGGAAAACGAUAGAAAUUAAUCUUUAAAAUAGUAAGAUUUUAAGGUUUAUACUUUACCAGUAAGCCAAAGGGGCAUCUGUUGCAACAGAAGAAAGGAAAAAGCGACGAAACCAACUUUUCAAUGGCUAAUAUGAUUAUCUGUGCGUAAUGCUACCGGCGAUAAGGUCUGAAAUCUACGAACCAAUCUACGAAACUGUUUGUGGUGAUGAAAUUCGAAAGACACUUUACCUGACCAACUUUUCAAUGGUUAAUAUGAUUCUCUGCGCGUAAUGUUACUAGCGAUAGCUAUAGGUCUGGAAUCUUCGACGCACUCUACCAAACUGUUUGUGGUGAUAAAAUUCGAAAAAUAUGCACUUUACCUGGCCAACUUUUCACAAGCUAAUAUGAUUCUCUGUGCGUAAUGCUACUCGCGAUAAGGUCUGAAAUCUACGAAGCACUCUACGAAACUGUUUGUGGUGAUGAAAUUCGAAAGACACUUUACCUGACCAACUUUUCAAUGGUUAAUAUGAUUCUCUGGCGUAAUGUUACCGGCGAUAGGUCUGGAAUCUACGAAGAACUCUACGAAACUGCUUUGGUAAUGGGAUUCAAAGGACACUUUGCCUGACCAACUUUACUGUUUUUUUGUUUUAGGUUUAGAUAGAAACGAAACCGCCUCAACUCCUACUAUUCCUUCCCCACGUGUUCCGUCACUAGAAGAAGAGAAAGAAGCUGUAAAAGUCUCAAUUCCACUUAUUACAGACCAAGUAAGUGUCUGAAAAAUUAAUGGGGUACGCACUGGGUGCAAAUGAGCUUCAGGCCUCCAACAAACCACCCUUUCCCUGAUCACGUGUAAAUUUAUAAACGUCAUUUUAAGUAGCCUGAGUACAGUCGACAUUUCGCAACGCCACCACUGGCUUCCCUGCAAAAUGACGUCUGAGGAAUGGGAGCAGCCUGAUUCCAUCCUGAUGACGUGUCACUACCCUGGUCUGAGUGUUCUUUCUGAUGGUUGAAUAUUAACUUCUGUUUAGAAACGAUGUAAUUAUGUUCGCCAAUGUCUGCCAGUUACUGUGUAUACUCCAUCAAAAGCUAGUUACGAUUGUUUGUUUGUUUGUUUUAUCUGUUGUUGUUGUGUUUUCUUCUUCGGAACCCCUUAAGCCCCAAUAUCAUUAUACAAGUUAUCUGACUGAUCUCCCCACAUUUCCUAAAAAAAAAAUGUUCGAGAGAACUCGUUUAAAAAUCAAAGCAUUUCCCUCAGGUGAAUAUUUCAUGAAUCCUUAUAACCUUUUCUCUUGAUACUGUAUUUACAUCUUAGAAAAAAACUGAUGUUAGUCAGUCACUCUCGGGACUUAAGACUGAUCAUAAAAUUGACGCAAAACGUAGCAAUACAAACUACCCCUGAAAGCCGCUAGAUCUUUAACUGCUCGAUGAUAGUGGAACCGAGUAAAACAAGUAUUGUUUGCCAAUAAGCAAUCACGAUUUUUAGGGAUGUGAAACAGUUUAAUUUUGGAGAAGAAUAUAUAUCUAGGAAAAAGAAGACACUACGCCUGUCUAUUUCCAUUUAUGUUUGUUAGUUACUUAAGGCUAACAACGGACGGCUUCAUUUUUUGACUUUUUCUAAUUAUUUGACAGUAUGAAUGGGAUUUCCAAACCGACAAGUCUUUCAAGGAAAAAAUUGCUUCUGUUACAACCAGCUACUGUACUAGAAACAGAGGAAAAUGUGCACUGAAGGAGGCAAGAAGAAAAAGGUAUUAUCAAAAGCGACACAGUAACUAGUUCAAUAAUGAAAUAACGUUUUUACAGCAACUCCUCCUCUACAAAAAGUCAGAAAAGAUUUCCCUGAAGUAGAAUAGUGUAGCGUUUUCUUGCGAAUGCUUUCAUUUUUAAUUUAAUAGUUCACCUUGUCUUCCUGAAAUGGAUCAUGGGCUCGAAGAUACACAAACCUUUGGACUGGACUAUAACUACGAGGUUAAUAAACUAUGAGCUUUCAAACUAAGUUCGUGUUUUUUAAGGUACAAUCUUGUUACAAUGAUCUUACUUGUUAGGUAACAUUCUUUCUUUUUUGUUGGAAAGUGUUCUUAGAAAAACUGGCGGGAAAAUUCGAAAGUUGAUAUGUGUUUUUUACCCUCUACUCAUAAUCACGGGCAGGAGCUCAUACCAGCUCUUGUCAAGGUCCCUAUUAGAGACUAUUUAGAUUGAACAAUUACCAACUCUUUUGUAUGACCAGACGUGCCCUUCUUUUCGACUUGUAUACCGCUGACCAAGUCAACCUUUUGCCUGGUUACCCAAGCAACGCGUCCGGCUCCCUCCAGGUGGCUUUUUGCGUCUUACAGCCGCUGGGACUUUUCAUCGGAAAGACCUCCGCAUUACCUCGAGACACGCUCGUCGACAUUGUUAAAACACACGAAUCAGAGAUCGAGGCAACCAUCGGUGCCAACAUUUCACGCGUGGAAACUUUGUUUCAAUCUUCUUCGACACCAACAACAAAUAAAACGACAACAAGGAUACCGACGGAAGUAAAAGAGAGCAAGGAAGCGGGCAAUCGGAUUGCAAUUGAUGUCGGAAUUGGAGUGUCUGUUCCGAUUUUGUUUUUCAUUUUGACCGUAAUUUUAUGGUAA